AUGAACAAAGAGACAAAAAAAAACGAUACGAUGAAUGAUGAUGGAUCGUCAUCGUCAUCGUCAAACACGAAGAUGGACGUGGAUGUAUUGGUAGAUGAGACCUACUUCUCUGCUUUAUUCGAUUACGAUGAAGUUUUCCCAAUCUCUGACGAAAACUACGCGACGGAGCUCCAUCUCCAAGAAGCUCUGUUCUCUUCCUUGAUCGCUUCAAAGGUUGAGGUGAACCACCAUCCCCAGCUCCAAAGACAUGUCUCCACGCCGAUUAAACAAGAAGUAGAGAUCAAAAUCGAGAACGAAUCCGCUCAGCCAUCUAGAAGUUUGUGUGUGAUAUGUAUGGACGAAAAGCCUUUCUCCGACAUCUUCCAAGGUACACGAACCUGCACUCACUCCUACUGCACCGAGUGCACCAUCCGUUACGUGGCGACCAAGAUCAAAGAAAACUCCGCAAGGAUCAAAUGCCCUGACGUGGAGUGCACGCGUUUGAUAGAGCCGUACAUGUUUCGAGAUCUGAUCCCAAAGGAUGUGUUCGAGCGUUGGGAGAUAAUCUUGUGCGAGUCGUCGAUAUCUUCGUGUGACAAGUUCUAUUGUCCGUCCAAAGACUGUUCAGCUAUGAUGCUGACGGAUGAUGGAAGUAAUGCUAGCGUGACGCAGACGGAGUGUCCUUCUUGUCACAGACUCUUCUGCGCUCAGUGUAAAGUUACGUGGCAUGCCGGGAUUGACUGCGAGGAGUUUCAGAGAUAUGGGAACACGAAGAAAAAGAGCAGUGACGAAGAAGAUGCUUUGUUGAUUCAGAUGGCGAAAAAUAAGCAGUGGAGGAGGUGUCCUAGUUGUAAGUUCUAUGUCGACAAAGUCGAUGGCUGUUUGCAUAUAAGUUGCAGGUGUGGAUUUCAGUUUUGCUAUGGCUGUGGUUCGGCGUGGGGUUCUUCUAAUCAUGCAUGUCGAACCUAA
Molecule: messenger RNA, 948 nt
Organism: Thlaspi arvense
Lineage: Eukaryota; Viridiplantae; Streptophyta; Magnoliopsida; Brassicales; Brassicaceae
Source: the annotation of a GenBank genome assembly